AUGGAUGGUAUGAUGUAUGCUAUGAUAAGCACUAGACCGAAUGUAGUCUGUGGUAUUGGGCUAUUAAGUAGGUUCAUGAGCAAACCAAGUCCAGAACAUUGGAAGGCUGUAAAAUGGUUGUUAAGAUAUGAAACAGGAAGUAUAGAGGUUGUAGGCUACUAUGAUUCGGAUUUUGCUGGUGAUUUGGACAAGAGAAUGUCCAUUUCAGGUUGUGUUUUUUCAUUGGGAGGAAAUACCAUUAGUUGGAAGUCAAGUCUGCAGCAUGUGGUGGCUUUGCCAAUCACAGAAGUGGAAUACAUUGCCUUACCAUAA
Humulus lupulus (European hop) is the source of this 312-nucleotide messenger RNA. Its product is annotated as secreted RxLR effector protein 161-like. The transcript has 2 exons. NCBI's taxonomy places the organism in Eukaryota, Viridiplantae, Streptophyta, Magnoliopsida, Rosales, Cannabaceae. The record is from RefSeq and is a predicted model, not a curated record. Bases 1 to 312 code for a protein of 103 amino acids.